This is a messenger RNA of Otolemur garnettii (small-eared galago), 4893 nucleotides long. RefSeq names its product calcium/calmodulin dependent protein kinase kinase 2 (gene CAMKK2). The transcript is spliced from 17 exons. Bases 174 to 1937 code for a protein of 587 amino acids. The record is from RefSeq and is a predicted model, not a curated record. NCBI's taxonomy places the organism in Eukaryota, Metazoa, Chordata, Mammalia, Primates, Galagidae. Gene Ontology annotation, molecular function: ATP binding; protein kinase activity. Gene Ontology annotation, biological process: CAMKK-AMPK signaling cascade; activation of protein kinase activity; protein phosphorylation.
GCGCGCCCGGCGGGGCCGGGGAGAAGAGCGCGCGGACGCUGUGAGCGAGCCAAGUCGAGCCGAGCCGGGGGCGCAGAGCGCGGGAGGAGACGGCGGCGGCGGCGCGGAGCCCAGGUGGCUCUGCUGCCAGAUGGGAGCACACAAGCGUGUUGGAUGAAGUUGGCGCAUGCACCAUGUCAUCAUGUGUCUCUAGCCAGCCCAGCAACAAUCGGGCCGCCCCCCAGAAUGAGCUGGGGGGCAGGGGCAGCAGCAGCGAAAGCCAGAAGCCCUGUGAGGCCCUCCAGGGCCUUUCAUCCCUGAGCAUCCACUUGGGCAUGGAGUCCUUCAUUGUGGUCACUGAAUGUGAGCCAGGCUGUGCUGUGGACCUUGGCCUGGUCCAGGAUCAGCCCCUGGAGGCUGAUGGCCCACAGGUCCCCCUUGAAGCCCCUGGGUCUCAGGCCCGGCCUCACCUCUGUAGUCGCAAGCUUUCCCUGCAGGAACGUUCCCAGGGUGGGCUGGCAGCCAGCAGCAGCGUGGACACAAAUGGACGCUGCAUCUAUCCGUCCCUGCCCUACUCACCUGUGUGCUCCCCACAGUCCUCUCCGCGGCUGCCUCGGCGGCCCACAGUGGAGUCUCAUCACGUCUCUAUCACGGGUAUGCAGGAUUGCGUGCAGCUGAAUCAGUACACACUGAAGGAUGAAAUUGGAAAGGGCUCUUAUGGUGUGGUCAAGUUGGCCUACAAUGAAAAUGACAACACCUACUAUGCAAUGAAGGUGCUGUCCAAAAAGAAGCUGAUCCGACAGGCUGGUUUUCCACGUCGUCCCCCACCCCGAGGCACCCGGCCAGCCCCUGGGGGCUGCAUCCAGCCUAGAGGCCCCAUUGAGCAGGUGUACCAGGAAAUUGCCAUCCUCAAGAAGUUGGACCACCCCAACGUGGUGAAGCUGGUGGAGGUUCUGGAUGACCCCACCGAGGACCAUCUGUAUAUGGUGUUUGAACUGGUCAACCAAGGGCCUGUGAUGGAAGUGCCCACCCUCAAACCGCUCUCAGAAGAUCAGGCCCGUUUCUACUUCCAGGAUCUGAUCAAAGGAAUUGAGUACUUACACUACCAGAAGAUCAUCCACCGUGACAUCAAACCUUCCAACCUCCUGGUUGGAGAGGAUGGGCACAUCAAGAUCGCCGACUUUGGUGUGAGCAAUGAGUUCAAGGGCAGUGACGCACUCCUCUCUAACACUGUGGGCACGCCUGCCUUCAUGGCGCCCGAGUCGCUCUCGGAGACCCGCAAGAUUUUCUCUGGGAAGGCUUUGGAUGUUUGGGCCAUGGGUGUGACCCUGUACUGCUUUGUCUUCGGCCAGUGCCCAUUCAUGGAUGAGCGCAUCAUGUGUUUGCAUAGUAAAAUCAAGAGUCAGGCACUGGAAUUUCCAGACCAGCCGGACAUAACUGAGGACUUAAAGGACCUGAUUACUCGUAUGUUGGACAAGAACCCUGAGUCAAGGAUCCUGGUGCCAGAAAUCAAGCUGCACCCCUGGGUCACGAGGCACGGGGCGGAGCCGUUGCCAUCGGAGGACGAGAACUGCACCCUGGUCGAGGUGACCGAAGAGGAGGUCGAGAACUCAGUCAAACACAUUCCCAGCCUGGCAACCGUGAUCCUGGUGAAGACCAUGAUCCGCAAGCGCUCUUUCGGGAACCCAUUUGAAGGCAGCCGGCGGGAGGAGCGCUCGCUGUCAGCGCCUGGAAACCUGCUCACCAAAAAACCAACCAGGGAGUGUGAGCCCCUGUCUGAGCCCAAGGAAGCAAGGCAGCGAAGACAGCCCAGGGGCCCCCGACCCGCCCCCCGCGGGGGAGGAGGAAGUGCCGUUGUGAAGGGCGGUCCCUGUGUGGAGAGUUGGGGGGCCCUGGACCCCGGCUGCCCUGCACGCAUGCGUCCUCUGCCGCCUGAGGAGGCGAUGGAGCCCGAGUAGCUGCCUGGAUCGCUGGACCUCGCAUGCACCUAGUCACCUCUGCGGGGCUGCUGCAGCCCGUGUUUCCAUAGCAGCAUGUCCUACGGAAACCGAGCACGUGUGUAGAGCCUUGAUCGUCAUCUCUGGUUAUUUGUUUUUUCCUUUGUUGUUUUAAAGGGGACCAAAAGUGGGGGAGGGACUUAACUCCGUGGCGUCAACCUUGGCUGCUGGCUAGCUGAACAGGUGGGUGUGAGGAGUUGUAGACUCAAAUCUACAUGUAUUUUGGGACAAUUGCUUUUUAAAAUGUUUUUAUGCCAAAAAUCCUUCAUUGUGAUUUCAGAACCAUGUCAGAGAUAUCAGAUGAGUGUGCAUGGGGUUUGAAAAUCAUGGAAAAAUAAGCAGAAAACUCCAGGAGUCUGAGGCUUGGAAGUUUAUUGCUGCAUUUGAGAGGAAGUAAAAGGGUAGGUGGGACUCUGUGUGCAAUCCCCAAACUGUGGCACCUUUUAGAACCUUGGACUCAAGGAGUCAGAGCAGCACUAGCUCUCAGUUGCUGCAGGGAACUUCAAGGCAACUUAUUUGUAAGAAGGACUUUUUAAUUUUUUGUGGGUACAAUUGUAGUCAGGAAAAUAGAAAGGGCUUAAAGUAUAAGUGCUCCUGGAAGGAGAUUUUUCAGCAUCCGUGGUGGGGGAAGUUUCUUCUGAAAGACUGAACAUAUUUCUUUAUGAGGGUUGUUCAAGGCAGGUUUCUGAAAUAGUCAACUGAGCUCUAGUGAAUAUCUCUGUUAAAUUACAAGAACUUCUGGGUGAAAUUCUACAUUUCCAUGUACAUUACAUGGCUUAAGAUUAAACAUUUCUCUAACUAGACUGAACUCUAGAGUACAGCAGUUCAGAAAUUACUUAGAGCUUCCAGAAUCUACUUCAUGGCUUCAGGCAUGUGAUCAGUUAAAGCCAGUGAAACCUAUGCCUGUAUAUGCUAGCAGCUUAGCUUGUAUAGGGCCUGUGUCUUCUAGAGACUUGCUAAGGUUUCGUUUUCAUUUUAAAUACUAAUUGAUUGUCGUAGUCAGUGAAAUACCGAGUUUCUGGAGGGCCAUGUGGAAAAUGAUUUGACUUGACUGAGAUACAAAUGAUUCUUUACUGUCAAAGCUAAUUUAGGAUCCAUGCUGUAACACUGGGGUACCCUUUUAGAGAAUAUAGUAGAAACCCAGAGCACUCCUCUGGGUUCGAGGAAACCAGGGCUUGGCACAAGAAGUUCUGCUUUGUAGCCAGAUUCCAGAUAGGGUUUAUCUUUUUGACUUCCAACUAAUGUUUGACAUUUGGUUGAAGUUUGAGUGGGACUCUUUCCCACAUGUGUAGGUGAAUGUGAAGUUUAAGGGGGAGGAAAACUGAAAGGACUUUGCCCUUGGAAAGUCAGAGCUCUGUUUCCCAGUACUAUGUGGAGUCUGGUUUGGGUAAAAUACAGUAACUGGGCUCAGAACACUCUUCCUUUCCUGUAGUUUCCAUCUGAUCAGCCCUGAUGUGAGGACUCCUCCCAGAGACAGAGCGAGGCCUUGUGCCCCUUCCCCCCCAGCUAGCCUGUUCACAAGCCCUAGUAUUCUUGGCUUCCAUAAAUUUUCUUAAGCUCUUGAUGGUAGUUUAGCUAGACUUUUCUUGCUAUCAUAUAAAACGUUCAGAAUUAGGGAAUGCUGGUUUCAAGGAGCAAAGGACACCCGGCCUAGUGAAGAUUGUCUUGCCUGCUUGCUUUCCCUUUGUAACCUAGUUCUUCCUUUUGCCCACUUCCUUUAAAUUUAUGGGGCAAUGACUCAAUAGUUCCACCCCUUCUGGUAGCAGAUGGGGCUUGAUUAGUUUGCAAUAAGCACCUUGCAGUGGUUAAAGCCAGUGGGUCCCUAGUCUCAGGCCUAGCCUGUCUGUGGGCUCCAGCCUGGCCAAGUGGCUCACCCAGUGGGGGCAACAGCACACAGGGCUUCUGUAGAGCGUCUCUUGUUUACACAGCCGCAUCGGGCAAUGCCAUUUCUCCCCAUCACAGAACUUUCCACGUAAGAUUUCUUAUGUGGAUCAUGCCAGCGAUCAGGCAGCAUCCAGCUGUUGGGGGUGGUGGUUGAGGGAGGCCCACAUUGAUAACUUUUUUUAAAAAAACAAACACCAAAGAAAGCAUGGAAAGGAUAAGCCAAGAAGGCUGUUUUAAACACAAAGCAUUAGAGCUACCACUCUCUUGGAGCACAAACAUUGAUUAUUCAAAAACCAACUCCGUCAGGAAAGGGGAGAAGCUGUUGUGAGCAGCUCUUCCAGGUGGGCCGAAAGGAUGCCCAGAAUUCCUUCCACUGCUGCCUCAUCUGUGGGACCAAUUUGGUGUAAGCAACCUGCAGCCUACACCUGUGGCCUCAAAGGAAGCACAAAUCCUCCAUCCACCUUCUGUUUCCUCUGCCCUCUCCCAUUUCCUGGCCAUCCCACAGGUUGCCAGUGGCCCCCAGAAAGCCUUAUCAAGCCCCUUGUUGGCACUUGGGGCUCCAGAGGCCUCUUUUCACUGGCCUUGCCUUUCCCAUGAGGCAGGGCUCUUGUCCUCAGAGCCCUCCUGGGGCAAAGAGGAGAAUCCCUGAAUAGGUAGGUACAGGCAUGGCCUGUCACUCCCAUUCAUCUUCCAGAGGGGAGCUUCACGUUGCUGAGUGGAAGAAUCAUGACUUCCACUUGCUUCCAAGGUGCUAGGGAAGGUUUCAAGGUCAUUGGCUCCCAUCUCUCCAGCUUUACGGGCUGAGUUUCAUGGGACUGCUCACUUUUCUAUUCUGUGAUUUAUUUAAUGCCCGAUGCUUCUGUUCCAUUCCUGAUCCUUUCUACUAUGCAUUUUCCUUUUAUCAGGUGUACAAAGUUAAAUACUGUGUAUUUAUCACUAAAAAGUACAUGAACUUAAGAGAAAAAUAAGCCUUUGGUGAUUUUCCACACGUUUAAGCUUCUCUGUAAACUUGAAAUAAACAGCAAAAUGGUGC